AUGGUCUCACCAUUCCUCUCUCCAUACGCAGCAGGUGAAUCGGACACCGACCCGCUCCUCGUCACCGUCCGCUUCUCUGCCUCAAUCCCCGAUUUCCAACUAGACGUCACAGAGCCCGAGAUUACAACAGGCGCAGGCCUAAAGCAAAUGAUCCGAGCUGAACUACCCGAACCCUUAUCAUCCCAUCGACUGCGCCUCAUCUACGCCGGUCGUGGUCUCGAAGAUACAACCGCAUUAACGGUCUCACUCAAGCUUCCGCCAUCACCAAGCCGGAGCCCUCGCCCCGCAGCAGACCAACCCGAGACAACCGACAAAAAUGGAAAAGGCAAGCAGGCGGUGCGCGAUAUUCGUCCACGGCUCUACAUCCACUGCUCGAUCGGCGACAUUUCACUCUCAGAAGCAGACCUAGCAAGCGAAGCAAGCGAGGCAUCAACAAUCCUUCUGCAACAGAAGCAACAGCAAACCGAUGCAUGCAGGAAAUCAUCAGUCAAUAGUGUCGCAUCUUUACUCCCAACAUCGGCGCAAUCACGUCACUCCCAACCUCAAUCCCAGUCCCAGCAAACUACCACACCCGCACCCCGCGGCUUCGACCGUCUCCUCUCGGCAGGCUUCACGGCGGCCGAGGUUACCGCUCUGCGCUCCCAGUUCCUGGCAAUGCAGUCUGUCUCCCGGACGCCGGAUACCAUGCCUACUGGUGACCAGCUGCGGGAUCUUGAGGAUCGCUGGAUGGAUGAGGGGUCGACGGCGGCGCAAGUGCAGGGUGGUCUUGGUGGGGAGGGGGGCGUUGUUGGGGAUGAUGAGGGCGGGGUUGGGUCUGGAUCGCGUAGGGCAAUGGAUGAUAUGCUUUGGGGUGCUGUUAUGGGGUUCUUUUGGCCUGUUGGCUGUGCGAUGUGGUUGCGUAGAGAGGAGGGGGUUUGGAGUUGGAGGAAAGGGGUUGCUGUUUGUGUGGGUGUUAUUGUCAAUGCUGUUUUUGGGGCGAUGAGGGUCAUGAAAUGA
Molecule: messenger RNA, 996 nt
Organism: Penicillium digitatum Pd1
Lineage: Eukaryota; Fungi; Ascomycota; Eurotiomycetes; Eurotiales; Aspergillaceae
Product: DSC3 family protein
Cellular component (GO): endoplasmic reticulum; Dsc E3 ubiquitin ligase complex
Source: RefSeq, a predicted model, not a curated record